AUGAAACGACAUUUGACUAACACGGGUUUAAAAAAAGAGUUUUAUUUACUGCGAGCGAAAGCGGUCAUAGAAAAAGCUGACAAGACAAGGAAGAAUUUGUGUGAUGAAUUGAAACAAGUUAAGCAAAACCUAGUCACGUCAGAAAAGACGAAGGAGGACCUGUGUGACCAGAUGAAACAAGUGAAACAAGACUUAGAUAAUUCAGAAAAGACAAAGAUGAAUCUAUAUGACGAGAUAAAAACGAUGACACAAGACCUGCAUAAUUCACAAAAGAUAAGAAAGCGGAUCGAAAACGAAUUACAUCAAGCAAAAGAGUGUUGUAUGCAUUCUAAAAAGACAAACACGGGGUUAGAAAAAGAGUUCCUGCAAGCAAAAGAUGUCAAAGAAAAAUCUGAAAAGACAAGGACGAAAUUAGCUGAUGAACUUAAACAAGUAAAGCAAAGCCUAACUACUUCAGAAAAGAGGAAGGAUAACUUGUGUGACCAGAUGAAACAAGUGAAACAAGACUCAGAUAAUUCAGAAAAGGCGAAGGUGGAUAUAAGUGACGAGAUGAAACAGGUCAAACAAGAUUCAGAAUAUUUGGAAAAGACGAGGGAGAAAGCGAAUAGUGAGUGGGGAAAAAUUAAACAGGGGCUUGAUCAAUCGGAAAAGACUAGCAAGGUAUUAGAAAAGAAUCUACAGCAGUCGAAGCAGACAUGUGCCCAUUUUGAAAAGGCGAAGACGGAUCAAUGUGACGAGAUGAAACAUCUGAAACAAGACUCAGAUAAUUCAGAAAAGACCAUUGAGAAACUGGGUAAUGAGCGGAGACAAAUGAAACUGGAGCUUCAUAAAUCGGAAAAGAAUUAUUCUUUAAACAACGCGGUUGAUGCGGUGGGUUCCAGCUACAGUGCAGCUGGACGGCGCAGGCAAACCGUACAUGCUAGCAAGGUGUUCAAACAAGACAUACUGCAGUCGAAAGAGGCCUCUGUAUAUUCUAAAAAGGCGAAGGGGGAUCUAUGUGACGAGAUGCAACAGUUGAAAGCAGACUCAGAACAUUCAGAAAAUACAAUAGAGAAACGGUAUAAUGAGCGGGAACAAGUGAAACAGAAGCUUGAUAAUUCUGAAAAGGGUUCAGACGUAUUGUUACAAGAUGGCGCGAGGCGAAGCAAGAUAGAUAGAUCCUCCAUGCAUGCAGCAUUGCAAAGGAUAGAUUCCUUGGUGUCUGCGUACAAACCCUGGUUAAAAGACAGGAAAAUGUUACCGACCCCUCAAAAACUAUAUGCUUGGAAUGUGGAGUAUAAUCAUCGUAAAUCUGAUACUGGAUUGCUGACAUCGCACCGUCAUACCUCCGCUCUGGUCCGCCCGUGCUGCUCCAUCCAGACAAAGUUGUGUCACACACAGAGUCAUCACGGGCCACAACCUACUGGAAAAGUAGAGGUCAAGGUCAAAGCUGCUAUCGAUGUGGUAUUUACAUUCGAGGAUGGCACUUACAUGAAAAAUGAGACAUCCACAGGAAAAUCGUAUGAAGGGCGCACGUUUGAAGUGUGUUUUGAAAACGACAGUGAAGGUCGGCUGGUAUGUAAUAUGAUGCUCGAGGCGUUCAGAAGAGGAUUAAUGUUUACCAUUCGGCAGGACGGGAUAGUAGGGCUAAAUGGCAUUCCUCUGUCGAAAUAUGAACAUCGUUAUGAACCGGUGUUUCGUGCGGGCUACAACAAAUUUAUUCAGAAUUUGAAACAAGAGCUUGAAUCAAGACACAUCGAUGCGAACUUGUAUCACUCAUGUGUGGUCUCGGAAGAGACCUUCACUGUCGAUAGUAUGGAACUUUAA
Molecule: messenger RNA, 1806 nt
Organism: Mya arenaria
Lineage: Eukaryota; Metazoa; Mollusca; Bivalvia; Myida; Myidae
Product: coiled-coil domain-containing protein 73-like
Exons: 23
Coding region: 1-1806 (601 amino acids)
Source: RefSeq, a predicted model, not a curated record